Strongylocentrotus purpuratus (purple sea urchin) is the source of this 2249-nucleotide messenger RNA. It is a transcript of the gene ntpcr, whose product is annotated as cancer-related nucleoside-triphosphatase homolog. Lineage: Eukaryota; Metazoa; Echinodermata; Echinoidea; Camarodonta; Strongylocentrotidae. The transcript has 5 exons. Gene Ontology annotation, molecular function: ATP hydrolysis activity. Bases 306 to 878 code for a protein of 190 amino acids. The record is from RefSeq and is a predicted model, not a curated record.
GACUUCUCAUAUGUACUUAUAUCAGAAGAGCAAUAUAAUCGAAGCUGUUCCACUUUAUUAUGUGACGACAUAUUGCAUGUGUACAUAAUUCUUUAGAUUAUAUUCGAAUUGAUCUGGAAGCUAGGCUAUUUAAUAACAAAUGCAUGCAACGAAGGGAGUGGAGCAACUCGGGAGCGGAGCACCUUCAUCACUGCACCCACAACUCCUGGCGCGCGUGUGGUGGAGCUCCGUAGCUGGAGAGAUCCGAGCGUAUAUCGUGGUGUUAUUCAAACUCUCCUGGAAUCUCUCCCUGUCUGUGGUCUGAUAUGGCUAAUAACCCGAGGGUUAAGCACGUUUUCUUGACGGGUCCACCAGGGGUUGGAAAAACAACAUUAGUGAGAAAAACAUGUUCAGAGUUGAUGUCAAAGGCGAUUCCUCUCCAAGGUUUCUACACAGAGGAACUGAGAGAAGGUGGAAAGAGAACUGGUUUUGAUAUCAUCACAUUGGAUGGACAAAGAGGCACUUUGGCAAAAAUAGGAGGCCAGAAAGGGCCAAAAGUUGGACAGUAUACAGUCAACCUCCAGUCAUUUGAAAGGUCAGCAUUGCCUGUACUGCUGCCGAAGAAAGAUUCCUCACCAAUCUAUGUAAUUGAUGAGAUCGGUAAGAUGGAACUUUUUAGCCAAGGCUUCAUCCAAGCAGUUAGAAAGCUUAUUGAUCAACCCAACACAACAAUCUUUGGAACCAUUCCAGUGCCUAAAGGAAGACCUCUUGGUUUAGUGGAGGAAGUCCGCAGCAGACCUGAUGUGCAAGUCUUUACAAUUUCUAAGGACAAUCGUGAUGGAAUCAUAGAAGAGAUCUUAAAGGCUAUCAAUCAAGCAAGGUCUCAAGGGAAAACAUGAUGAAUAUAUGUCAUAGUGUGGAUCAAGCACUUCACUAUAGUCAAGAAUACAAUCUGAUCUAUGUCUCUACUGGGACAAGGAAGGACUCGUUCCGAACAAGCCUCCACAUACAUGUAUGGACGAGAGGUGGACAAUUUUGUGGCUAAGUGGAGCUCACCAAACAUGUUAUAGCAUUGCAUGUCUUUUAAAUGUUGAAUGGCUAUUCAUACAAUUUUUAUGAGAACCUCAAAUAAAAUUAAGAUAUUUUUUAUUAGAUACCAAUAUCUAGUGUUUAUGAUUAAAAUGAAGAUUACAACAUAUUGAUUCAGAGGUACAUUCUAGUAUUACUGCCAGUCACUUGGAGGCAUCGUUCCCAUACAAAUCAUUGUGUAUCAAUGUGUAGCAUAACAAAUAUCAUCCAGUAGCAAGCAAAUAAGGCACCAAUCACAAAGUAUUUGAAAUAAAGAAAUUAUGAAUUUAUUUUUCAAACUGUACAAAUUCGUCUUAAAUGGCCACCUCUUUUUGUGUUUCAUAAUCAGACAUUUUCCACCAAUACAUUGUAUCAGUAUCAUAAAGAUCAUACCGCCUUUUUAUUUGGAAGUAAAAACAAGGGUUGCUACUCUCGUAAAAAUUUAUAGGCUGAACUGUCAAUUUAAACAUCGUACCAUGCAAUGCAGAAAAGACAAUUUACUUAUUUUUAGGGGCUUGAUUUUUUCACAACACUUAUUAUGAUGAAGGACAAGAUACAUGAAAAACAUGGAUAAUGAAAUCUUUCCAUAUUAAACUUUGAAGGUUUCUGUCGUAUCUACAUGACUAAAUAAGUGGUUUUAAACACAACAAAAGGGUUGAAAUGAAGAACCUAAAACUUAUAUAAUAUCUUUCAAUAUGUGCCCUGGUAUAUUAAUAUCAAUGAAAUAAACCUGAAUGUGAUGUUCUUGUGUGCUACUGCUAUCAUCCAUUGAGGAGGGUAUUGAGAUCAAUAUGCUAAUACAUCUAUUCUUCCUUUGAAAUCAGUGUAAUGGACAAACAAACUUUGUUGUUUGAAAGACUCAGAAUGUGCCUGAUAAUUGACUCAUGCUCUCACUUCGCAGUAUCAUUUAAUAAAAUUCAAUUUCCUGGUUAUCUGGACAUCCUUAUUAAAAAGAAAAACCCAACCUAUCUGCAACUAAUAACGCUUCAGAAAGAUGCAAUAAUAAAUCAAGAUUAAUAUGCCUUUUCAAUCACCAUUGAUGAUGGUGCUUCACGGCAGAUUUCUUACAUGAUAAUUACACUGUUAACAUGCUACUUGAAAUAUUAUCAUCAGUUUCAAUGUCAUCUUAUUUUGCUAAUUAUUUAACAAUCUUGCCCAUGUAGCUGUCAUUAAAAAAAAAAGACAAUUUCUAAGAUAACAAA